Messenger RNA from Lutra lutra (Eurasian river otter), 1316 nucleotides. It is a transcript of the gene NMRK1, whose product is annotated as nicotinamide riboside kinase 1. The record is from RefSeq and is a predicted model, not a curated record. The coding region runs from base 248 to 898 and encodes 216 amino acids. NCBI's taxonomy places the organism in Eukaryota, Metazoa, Chordata, Mammalia, Carnivora, Mustelidae. The transcript is spliced from 9 exons. Gene Ontology annotation, cellular component: cytoplasm.
CCCGCCCCGGUCGCUGGAUCCCGCGCCGCGUCCGGCCGGGGUCGGACGGAUCCCUAGGUUGGCGUCUUCUACCAAGGCCGCCUCUGACCCUGUAGGGACGCGAAGUGGGGGGCUAUGGGCCUCUAGGCUGGAGAGCUUCGGGGGUCGCGGCGGGUCGGCGAGAGGCGCAGGUUCGGCCCGCGGUUCUGCCGCUUUGCUGGGGAGGGGUCGAACUGGCGCCCGGAAGACGUGAUUUUCAAAGCUAAUUAUGAAAACAUUUGUCAUUGGAAUCAGUGGGGUGACAAAUGGCGGGAAGACAACACUGGCUAAGAAGUUGCAGAAACAUCUCCCAAACUGCAGUGUCAUAUCUCAGGAUGAUUUCUUUAAGAUGGCAUUACUUAUUGGCGCGGCUCUGAUUUUGUCUCCUGCAGAGCAUUUACCACAGUCAGAGAUAGAGACAGAUACAAACGGAUUUCUGCAGUAUGACGUGCUUGAAGCGCUUAACAUGGAAAAAAUGAUGUCCGCCAUUUCCCGCUGGAUGGAAAGCCCAAGACACUCACCGGUAUCAACAGACUCCAGAAGCACUGAGGAAAUUCCCAUAUUAAUCAUUGAAGGCUUCCUUCUCUUUAAUUAUAAGCCCCUUGACGCUCUGUGGAACAGAAGCUACUUUCUGACAAUUCCUUAUGAAGAGUGUAAGAGGAGGAGGAGUACAAGGGUCUACGAGCCCCCAGAUGUCCCAGGGUACUUUGAUGGCCACGUGUGGCCCAUGUAUCUGAAGCACAGACAAGAAAUAGAGAACAUCACGUGGGAGAUUAUUUACCUAGAUGGAACCAAAUCAGAAGAGGACCUCUUUUCACAAGUGUAUGAAGAGCUAAAACAAGAACUAGCAAAGCAAAAGUGUAAGUGUUGUGGACGGUGAAGGAACAGCCAGGAAGAAGCGUGCAUUGCACACCAAAGAGUGGCUUCCCAGAAUGCUCCUGUAGGAGCGGUUGUAUCCUUUCCCUCGUUGCUUUGAAGACAAUUUCAAAUCAGAGACUCUGAAUGGGUUUGAGGCCUUGAUUAUUUUGUUUAUGAGGUUUUGUUUUUUUUAAGGGUGAAAAUGCCCACCCAAUGUUACAGCCCUUAAUGAUGUUUAUGUUACAUAGUUUAAAUUUUCUAGUAGAUGGCUGUCAUUUCAGUGGGACUGACAUUAUCCUUUGAGCAGAGUGAAGUUAAAAGGCUAAUGAUCCCCUUUUAAUUAUGUCUCGAGCUCCCCUUCUGCUUUAGUUCUCUUGAAGAUUUCCCAUGAACUUAUUUUUCCCAGAUACCUCAAAAAUAAACACAGGACGUUAAAAAUA